Molecule: messenger RNA, 1407 nt
Organism: Selaginella moellendorffii
Lineage: Eukaryota; Viridiplantae; Streptophyta; Lycopodiopsida; Selaginellales; Selaginellaceae
Product: putative pentatricopeptide repeat-containing protein At5g52630
Exons: 2
Coding region: 1-1407 (468 amino acids)
Biological process (GO): RNA modification
Molecular function (GO): protein binding; RNA binding
Source: RefSeq, a predicted model, not a curated record
AUGAUUGAUGAUGCUGAAGCAGAGAUUAAUGCUAUAAGGGAUUAUAGGAUGCUCCGGCGAUGGGCCGCAGCCGCGGCAUCCAGGACUAGAGCGCGAUUGAUCGCUGCCGGGAAGCUCGAAGAAGACGAGGAGGAUGACGAUGCAGGGAAUGCGCGGAAGAAGAGCCGUGGCGAGGAAUUCCGGGAGCUUCAGGAGUUUCUCAGGAUCAUCGAUGCCAGGGACGAGCCAUUCGAUGUGGAUUCCUAUCAGCACGUCUUGCAGCUGUGCACGCGGCUGCGCGCCAUGGCCGAGGGCGCCAGGGUCCACGAUCACAUCCGGCGGAGCCGGAUGGAGGCCGAGCGGUUCGUCGGCAACGAUCUCGUCUUCAUGUACGCGGCAUUUGGCAAUCCAGGCGAGGCACGCCGGAUCUUCGAUGGCCUCGGCAGCCACAACAUCCUCUCCUUCACCGCGAUCAUGCGCGCCUAUGUCACGGCCGGGGAUCCAGACGAGGCGCUCAAGAUUCUCCACCUCGCGCGGCUCAAGGCGUUCAAGGCCGAUCCGCCGAUGCUCGCCAUGGCCGUGGAGGCCGCUGGGAUGAAGCGCGAUCUCUCCCUGGGGCGAUUCUUCCACGACACGAUCCGGCGCUGCGGGUAUGAUCUUGACGCCGGGGUUGCGAUCUCGCUCAUCGGGAUGUAUUCCAAUUGCGGCGAGAUCGAGGCCGCCGUCCAGGCGUUCGAUCGCGUCAAGAGAUUUUACAGGGUCUUGGUGUGGAACGCUUGCCUCGAGGCGUUUGCCAAGAACGGGGAUCUAUCGCGGGCGCUGGGGAUGUUUCGAGUGAUGAUCUUGGAGGGAAUGCCGCUUAAUCCUUCAAGCUUCCGGAUUGCGCUUGGAAUCUGCCGCAGCGCGGAGGAUUUGUCGAUCGGGAGGUUGAUCCACUCGUGCGCUAGCAGCAGCAGCCGUGAUCUCCGCCUCGAUCUGGCAGUGGAGCUCGUGAGGAUGUAUGGAAUUCGCUGUGGAUCUCUCGACGAAGCGGUGGAAAUCUUCCAGAGGAUCCAUAAGAAGGAUCUCCAGGCCUGGAACGCGAUGAACCGGGCUUAUCUCACGCACGGCCACCGGAUCAAGGCGCUCGAGGGAUUCACGCGGAUGUGCUUGAGCAAGAUCGUCCCGGACAGAGAGAGUUUCCUCCUGGCGCUGGAUUCCAGCCCCGGGCUCAAGGAUUGCAAGAUGAUCCACGCGUUGCUGGUGAGGAACCGGGUGGAAAUCUCCGACGCCAUCCGCGAGAAGCUGGUUGCCGCGUAUGGAUCGAGCCGGCCGGGGCGAGAUGGGCAGAGGGCGAUGGCGAAGAUCCACGAGAGAAUCCUUGGCUGGGACAGGGAGAAGCGCGAGGAGGAGAGCUACGUCUUUAGCUUCUUCGACUUCCAGGACUAA